Molecule: messenger RNA, 1361 nt
Organism: Syngnathus acus (greater pipefish)
Lineage: Eukaryota; Metazoa; Chordata; Actinopteri; Syngnathiformes; Syngnathidae
Product: cysteine-rich and transmembrane domain-containing protein 1-like
Exons: 3
Coding region: 166-567 (133 amino acids)
Cellular component (GO): extracellular exosome
Source: RefSeq, a predicted model, not a curated record
CACAAAUAACGUUUUCCCCCCUUCAAUGACGUCACCUCCCGGUAGACGCACUCGACUCUCUGGCAGAAACGCUUGUUCACUGCGGUGGAAAAGCAAACGUAAGGAAGACGAAUUGCCCUCAACAGAAACCAAUCUAAUUUAGGCACUGCCCUGCAAGGCUGAGAGAUGAAUCCAGACCAGCCACCCCCAUACCCAGGCCCAUCAGCUCCAGUUUAUCCUGCCCAAGGCCAACUUCCUCAUGACUAUCCGCCUCAGGGUUAUCCUGCCCAGGGGUACCCCGUAAACAUGCAGCAGCCUAAUGCAAAUUACCCCAGCUACCCUCCCGGCCCAGUGGGAGCUGGAGGCCCCUAUCCAGGGCAGGGACAGCCACCUUAUCAAGGUUAUCCUGGACAACCACAAUACGGCUGGCAGGGUGGGCCUCCACCCGGACCCAUGUAUGGAGAACCUCCUAAAAACACAGUGUACAUGGUGGAGGACAGAAGAAGAGACGACUCUUCCUCAGAGACGUGCCUGACAGCCUGCUGGACAGCCCUAUGUUGCUGUUGUCUCUGGGACAUGCUGACAUAAUGGUUCCCAGCACCUUCAUUACACUCCCCCCUGCUCCCUACGUAUUUCUGUGUGCCUCAAAACACUAGCAUCCCUUCUUCCCAGUUGGCCUUAAAUCUUGUGUCCCCUCUUCAUUUUGCCUUCAUUUCUUUGAACACCGUGCUUAUAAUGCAAACUUUUUUUCCCCCCAGUGAAUGUCAAUGUGAAGUCCUUAGCACCAACUGACUAAGCGACCGACUAUUAUCAGGGGCGGCCUUUGGAGCAGCUUGUAAUUGAGCUUCAUUAUCUGUCCUGAGCAUACAUUUAGAUAAAAAAAAAAGUCCUUACAGAAAAAGAACUCUUGGUUUUUGAUUGUUGUGCGUAAAGAUGACAGCAAUGUCAGAACAUUCUGAAUAAGACAGACCUACAAGAACGUGGAAGCAACAUCACAUGCAUGCUAGGCUAGUUAGUUGUUGAUGUCUCACAGUGGCAGAAGCUUCUCUUAAAUAUAUUUACUCUUUGCUGGAGAAGCAUUAUAAGCACACAUCAAAUACUACAACAGCCCUGUGCUCUGCCUUUGCUGUGUUGGUUGUGACAUACUGAAAGAACAUUGACAAGCAUGCAUGUACAUUUUAAUCUGUAUUUACACUGAAACACUAACUUCCACUUGAAAGUGUUUUUAAAGGUCUGAGCUUGCAGGCUCUGAAAAGUCAAAACACUGUCUUUUGCAGAUAAGAAUGGCAUAGGGUAAAUUGCACUUGAUCACUGUCGUUUUGAAAUUGUCCCACACUACCCCGUGUUACGGGAAAGAAUGCACAGAGCAACUAUAACAGACA